Sphenostylis stenocarpa is the source of this 834-nucleotide messenger RNA. The record is from the annotation of a GenBank genome assembly. Lineage: Eukaryota; Viridiplantae; Streptophyta; Magnoliopsida; Fabales; Fabaceae.
AUGUCAGGCAAAGGACCUGGUGUCUUCUCCGAUAUCGGAAAGAGAGGAAGAGAUAUCCUCACGAAUGAUUACAACUCCGAUCAGAGAUUCACCAUCUCCUCCUCCGCCAACUCCGGUCUCGACCUGAAAUCUACAUUGGUGAAGAGCAGAGGACUAUCGUCUGGUGAUGUUACUACGGAAUAUAAGUAUAAGAACAAAGUGGUUAAUUUCAAAGUUGAUACGGAAUCGAGUGUGUUGACGACAUUCACUGUCUCUGAUGUCGUACCGUCUGCGAAAACUAUUGCUUCGAUUCGUUUGCCUGAUUACAGUUCUGGAAAGUUUGAGGUUCAGUAUCUUCACGAUCAUGUGGCUUUUACACUUGGUGUUGGUUUAACACGCUCCCCUGCUAUUGAUUUUUCUGGGACGAUGGGCACUCCCAGCAUUGCCUUUGGAGCAGAAACGAGCUAUUCAACAAGUGUUGGCAAAUUUACGAAAUACAAUGCUGGUCUAUGCUUGAAAAUGCCAAGUUCCAGUGCUUCAGUAAUUUUAGGUGAUAAGGGAGAUUCCAUGAAGGUGUCAUAUUUACACCAGUUAGAGAGAUUUAAUGGAGGAGCUGUUGUGGGAGAGAUUAGCAGAAGGUUUUCUACUAAUGAAAACACGUUAACAGUUGGAUGUUCAUAUGUUGUUGAUUCUCAGACAGUUUUGAAGGCAAAGUUGAACAACCACGGCAAUCUUGGGGCUUUAUUGCAGCAUGAGCUUACACGCAAAUCAUUCUUGACUAUCUCGGGCGCUUUUGAAACAAAGGAUUUGGACAAGAAUCCAAAGUUUGGUUUCUCGCUCUUGCUCAAGCCGUAA